UGGGAUUUGGCGCCAGGAGGUUGAGGGUAACUGCGCGCGCGGCAGACAGUUGUCCGGACAGAGCGCGGCGGCUGCGUGGUGCAUUGGUGUCAGGAUGGCGCUGCCAAAGCUGAGUGAAGGGGCCAUAGCGGCUAUCUUACAAGGCGAUACCUCAUGCAAGCCUAUUCUGCAGGUCAUUAAUACACGUCCAAUCAACACUGCGAAUGGUCCUCCGCGCUAUCGACUGCUGAUGAGCGAUGGAUUGAACACUCUUUCAUCUUUUAUGUUGGCAACACAGCUGAACAGUCUUGUGGAUGAGAACCGCCUUGCAGCUAACUGCAUCUGUGAGGUCUCGCGGUACAUUGUGAACAACUUGAAAGAUGGAAGGAGAGUGAUUAUUAUAAUGGAAUUGGAUGUGUUGAAGUCAUCGGAUUCUGUCUAUGGAAAGAUUGGAAAUCCUCAACCAUACAAUGAUGGGCAAGGAGCGCCCCAGCCUGCAGCAGUUGCUCCAGCUCCACCACCUCCUAGCAAGCCUGCACAAAACUCUGCUCCACUUUUAUCCAUGAACAAAGCGCUAUCUAAACCAUUUGGAGGAGGGGGUGCGCCAAAUACACCUGGUGGCUCUCAGAGUAAAGUUGUGCCAAUUGCCAGCCUUAACCCUUACCAAUCAAAGUGGACUAUCCGGGCACGAGUGACCAACAAAGGCCAGAUACGUACAUGGAGCAAUUCCCGUGGCGAAGGGAAGUUAUUUUCCAUUGAGAUGGUGGAUGAGAGUGGUGAGAUCCGGGCUACUGCUUUCAAUGAUCAAGCUGACAAGUUUUUCUCUCUUAUUGAAGUCAAUAAGGUGUAUUACUUCUCAAAAGGCACUUUGAAGAUUGCUAACAAGCAGUAUACCGCUGUAAAGAAUGACUACGAAAUGACGUUCAAUAGCGAGACCUCUGUUAUCCCUUGCGAUGACUCUUCAGAUGUCCCUACGGUGCAGUUUGAGUUUGUUCCCGUUUCUGAGCUUGAAAACAGGAAUAAAGACACCCUAUUAGAUAUCAUAGGAGUUUGCAAAAGUUUUGAAGAUGUCACUAAGGUGACAAUAAAAUCAAACAACCGUGAAGUUUCAAAGAGAACGAUCCACUUAAUGGAUACAUCGGGCAAAGUGGUUUCCACAACUCUAUGGGGUGAAGAUGCAGAUAAAUUUGAUGGCUCCAGACAACCUAUUGUGGCAAUCAAAGGAGCGCGGCUUUCAGAUUUUGGGGGGAGAUCCCUGUCCGUUUUAUCAUCCAGCACAGUCAUGAUAAAUCCAGAUAUUCCUGAAGCAUUCAAGCUCAGAGGAUGGUUUGACUCGGAGGGUCAAGUACUUGAAGGAUCCUCUAUUUCGGAGUCUCGCGGAGGUAUGGCAGGAGGAAACACAAACUGGAAGUCUUUGCUGGAAGUUAAGAAUGAUAACCUGGGUCACGGAGAAAAAGCUGAUUAUUUUACCAGUGUGGCAACAAUUGUCUAUCUCCGGAAAGAGAACUGCCUGUAUCAGGCCUGCCCUUCUCCGGAUUGUAAUAAAAAGGUGAUUGAUGAACAUAAUGGACUUUUCCGCUGUGAGAAGUGCAACAAAGAUUUUCCCAACUUUAAAUACCGUCUCAUUCUAUCCGCAAAUAUUGCAGAUUUUGGAGAGAAUCAGUGGAUUACUUGUUUUCAGGAGUCAGCUGAAGCCAUCCUUGGCCAGAAUGCUGCUUAUCUUGGAGAACUCAAAGACAAGAAUGAACAAGCUUUUGAGGAGGUAUUUCAAAAUGCCAACUUCCGAUCUUACACCUUUAGAAUUCGAGUCAAAUUGGAGAUGUACAAUGAUGAAUCCCGCAUUAAAGCAACAGCCAUGGAUGUGAAACCAGUGGAUUACAAAGAAUACUCUAGACGUCUUAUCAUGAAUAUCCGGAAACUGGCCUCUCAAGGAGCCUAAUUUUGUGCAGUGUUUCCAAAAAGACCUAUUCUGCCAGAAAAAUCACAAAUGCAUAUUUUCUGUAGCCACAAUGGUUAGCUCUAUCCCUCUUGUCCUGUGCAUCAGCUCUAGGUGGCACUUGGGUUGCAGAUCACAUGUCUAAGCGCUAUACUACUGCAGAUGCGUUACAGGGGCACUUCCAGUGUGACAUUUGUACAUUAGCCUGCAACUAUUGUAAAUAUGUUUAUCUAAUUAUAACUCUCAUACUUGCCUUCUUGAGUCGUCUCUUAUGCUAAUUUACUAGAAAGCCUAAUUACAUUUUACCAGGACUUAAUUAGCAUCCAUGGAAGUAAUUGGUUGCUGCUGAGCCGUUUCGAUGCCCACCCACAUCCCCAUUUAACACCCUUAAAGGUUCCCUAAUCUCUGUGCUGAUCUGGGGCUCCUAUUCCUCUUGUGAAGACCAGGGGCUUAUUGCCUUCUCAGCGUGCCUCUGCUUGCAGUGGGGAGAUGUGCCAUACAGUUUGCAAAUGCUUGGAAUGACAAUAUGGAGGAAUUAUUAAUCAAAGACCUAUCUUUUCUAUCUGAAGACUUUCCUUCGGGGUUUAAUAGACUGAGUCAGAUGGUCCUGAUAUUAAUCAAAAUUGUCUCUUCUGAGAAGCUCUGAUAAGCAUUGACUCUCUGGCCCCUGGGGAAAUCUGGCCAACUACAAAGCUUUGCUUUAUUUUUCAUUUAAAUUAAUAUUGUGCUUUCUUACUCUUCUCUUUUUUGACAGUGUGUAAUUGCAGAAGUUUGCGGUCUGUACAUUUACAGCAUUUCCCAAUGUUUUGAGCUGCUUUGUGUGUUUUUAUUUGUCUUUCUUUUUUUGUAAUGGAAUUAAUCAGCUCACUAAGGCAGUGGAAAAUAUUCCUUUUUAUUUUGAGAACUGAAUAAAAAGUUUAGUUUUU
Molecule: messenger RNA, 2841 nt
Organism: Bufo bufo (common toad)
Lineage: Eukaryota; Metazoa; Chordata; Amphibia; Anura; Bufonidae
Gene: RPA1
Product: replication protein A1
Exons: 17
Coding region: 95-1918 (607 amino acids)
Biological process (GO): DNA replication; telomere maintenance via telomerase; double-strand break repair via homologous recombination
Cellular component (GO): nucleus; DNA replication factor A complex
Molecular function (GO): damaged DNA binding; single-stranded telomeric DNA binding
Source: RefSeq, a predicted model, not a curated record